Messenger RNA from Fraxinus pennsylvanica, 1392 nucleotides. Lineage: Eukaryota; Viridiplantae; Streptophyta; Magnoliopsida; Lamiales; Oleaceae. The record is from the annotation of a GenBank genome assembly.
AUGGCUUCACAAGCGAAGAAUGUGGGAAUUAUCGCCAUCGAAAUCUACUUCCCUCCUACUUGCAUCCAGCAGGAAGUGUUGGAGGCUCAUGAUGGAGCAAGCAAAGGGAAAUACACGAUUGGACUUGGCCAAGAUUGCAUGGGGUUUUGUACUGAGGUUGAAGAUGUCAUUUCAAUGAGUUUGACAGCUGUUAGCUCACUUCUUGAGAAAUACGGGAUCGAUCCAAAACAGAUUGGUCGUCUGGAAGUUGGAAGUGAGACUGUACUAGACAAGAGCAAGUCUAUUAAGACAUUCCUGAUGCCAAUCUUUGAGAAAAGUGGAAAUACUGACAUAGAAGGCGUUGACUCAACCAAUGCAUGCUAUGGGGGAACUGCAGCUCUCUUCAACUGUGUCAAUUGGGUGGAAAGUAGUUCAUGGGAUGGGCGAUAUGGGCUCGUUGUCUGCACAGACAGUGCGGUCUAUGCAGAGGGACCAGCCAGGCCCACUGGAGGAGCUGCAGCUAUUGCCAUGCUAAUAGGACCUAAUGCUCCUAUUGUGUUCGAAAGCAAGUUCAGGGGUAGUCAUAUGGCUCAUGCCUAUGAUUUUUACAAGCCUAAUCUUGCCAGCGAAUAUCCAGUUGUCGAUGGAAAGCUUUCUCAGACUUGCUAUCUCAUGGCACUUGAUUCUUGUUAUAAAACCUUCUGUAACAAGUAUGAGAAGUUGGAGGGCAAACCAUUUUCAGUUGCUGAUGCCGAAUAUUUUGUCUUUCAUUCUCCAUAUAACAAGCUUGUGCAGAAAAGCUUUGCUCGAUUGGUGUUCAAUGAUUUUGUAAAAAAUUGCAGCUACAUGGAUGAGGCCUCUAAAGAAAAGCUAGCACCAUUUUUGUCUUUAACUAGCAAUGAAAGUUACCAGAGUCGUGAUCUUGAAAAGGCAUCUCAGCAAGUUGCAAAGCCCUUUUAUGAUGCAAAGGUGCAGCCAUCCACUUUAAUUCCUAAGCAAGUCGGCAACAUGUACACCGCAUCAAUCUAUGCUGCAUUUGCAUCCCUGCUUCACAAUAAAAAUAGCACACUGGCUGGACAGAGGGCAAUCUUGUUCUCCUACGGUAGUGGUUUGAGUGCCACUAUGUUUUCAGUCCGUCUUAAUGAGGGUCAACAUCCUUUUAGCCUAUCCAACAUUGCAACCAUCAUGAAUGUUUCAGAGAAGUUGAAAUCGAGACAUGAGUUUCCUCCAGAAAAAUUCGUCGAGAUCAUGCAGGUAAUGGAGCAUAGGUAUGGAGCCAAAGACUACGUGACGAACAAGGACACUAGUCUUUUAGCGCCAGGCACAUACUUCCUUACUCAUGUGGAUUCCAUGUACCGAAGAUUCUAUUCCAAGAAGUCUUCCGAGAAUGGCUCACUCGCCAAUGGUCACUGA